AUGGAAAAGUCCGUUAAUAAAACUAUAGAGGAACUUAAACUUCAAGAAGCGAACACUGAAAUUAAAUUGAAGGAAAAUCGGAGUUUAGAAUCAACAAUCGCAUCGUUAAACAGAAACAUAAGAGAGACAGUGAUUCACAUAGAGAAAUCGGAAAAAGAACAAAGAGAAUUGACUAAAAGAAUUAAAAAACUUCGUAGCCAGUUAGAAUUAGACAAAAUACGCCGUGAUGCUUUGUUAGCUCAAAUUGAUGCUAACAGAAAAAAAUUAGCUGAAAUAAGACAAAAAUCGGAAGAAGGCAUCACUGAGGUUUGGAAUUUACGUUCAUCCCUAUGCAAUGCGGUACAUACUGCGUCAAAUAAUUAUGAUAUUAUGGCCCUUCUUAUGAAACUCAAAUCGGUGGUAACUUUUCCAAAAGCUAAAAUCCUCCCAGUUAAACAAGAUAGCGAGUUUGAAAGAAAGCUUAAGGAAGUAACGGAAAGAAAAGAAAACGCCAUAAAAGAGAGGGAUCGGCUGUUGAAUGAACCAGAAACGGGUCACGAAUUUGUUAGGAUAAAAAAUGCAUUGGAAUUUUCCCUUGAAAAGAUUGCCAGUCUUCGUAGUAAUUAA
Molecule: messenger RNA, 606 nt
Organism: Papilio machaon (common yellow swallowtail)
Lineage: Eukaryota; Metazoa; Arthropoda; Insecta; Lepidoptera; Papilionidae
Product: girdin-like
Exons: 4
Coding region: 1-606 (201 amino acids)
Source: RefSeq, a predicted model, not a curated record